Strongylocentrotus purpuratus (purple sea urchin) is the source of this 1680-nucleotide messenger RNA. Its product is annotated as S-methylmethionine--homocysteine S-methyltransferase BHMT2. The transcript has 8 exons. Gene Ontology annotation, molecular function: betaine-homocysteine S-methyltransferase activity; zinc ion binding. The coding region runs from base 275 to 1420 and encodes 381 amino acids. The record is from RefSeq and is a predicted model, not a curated record. NCBI's taxonomy places the organism in Eukaryota, Metazoa, Echinodermata, Echinoidea, Camarodonta, Strongylocentrotidae.
CUAAACGCUAGGUCUAUAUAUGUUACCUGCAAAAGCAAGACGCUUUUACAGGCGUGUAUCUAUCAAAUUUGACUAAUUGUCUCUGGUGACCAACCUUCAAGUAACGUCACCAUCCGAAAAGGGUGACUAAGUGGGGCACGUCCGAGUCUGUUUGUAGCCAAAGACAGCCAACUGUACGGUCUGUACCGCUAAACCAAUCCAACUCAACCUGGCAUCCUUGCAUGGUUUAGAUUUCUGAACAUUUUCCUAUUGAACUGACGUGUUUCGAUCAGCUAUGUCGUCGUCAUUGUCGUCCUCUUCAACAAAAGGACUCUUGGAGCGACUCGCCGACGGUCCUGUGGUUGGCGAUGGGAGUAUGUUGAUUACUCUCGAGAAGAGGGGUUACGUAAUGGCUGGCAGCUGGACCCCAGAAGCGACUUUACAAUAUCCAGACGCAGUCAAACAACUUCAUCGAGAGUUCCUCCGAGCAGGCGCAGAUGUAAUUCAGACGUUCACUUACUGCGCUACGGAAGAUAAUCUGAAAAUGAAAAAUGAGCACGAAAAGAACUCCAAUGACAUGAAAAGUGUCUCUGAGAUCAAUCAUAGAGCAUGUGAUCUCGCCCGGGAGGUAGCAAACGAGGGCGGGGCUCUGGUAGCGGGAAGCGUUUCAAACGUCAACGCCUAUCGGAAAGAUGGCGCCUGCCAUGGCGCCGGGAAGGAGUUUGUCCAAAAUGAGUUCAAGAAACAGUGCGACAUCUUCGUCAAGAAGGGAGUUGACUUCUUACUAGGAGAGUUCUUUGCGUUCGUGGAGGAGGCUGAGUGGGCGGUCGAGGUGAUGGCCGAGACCGGUCUACCAGUCGCCUGUACCAUGAGAAUAUCCGUUAUAGGGGACCAGGUGGGCGUGGCACCCGGAGAUGUGGCAGUGAGGAUGGCUAAAGCUGGGGCUGAUGUGAUCGGUGUGAACUGUUGCUACGACCCGGACACCGCCCUCAAGACGCUGGCGAUGAUGAAGGAAGGAUUGGAGAAGGCUGGUCUUCAAAGAUACCUGAUGGCACAACCCUUGGGUUACCACGCACAAGAGAUAACGGAUGAUCCAAGGGGUUAUUCCGUGCUGCCCGAGUUCCCAUUCGCAAUGGAAUCCAGAGCACUUACGCGGACAGACGUCAGAGAGUUUGCUCGCAGGGCGUAUGAUGAAGUGGGGGUGAGGUACAUCGGCGGGUGCUGUGGAUUCGAACCCUACCACAUCAGAGCUAUCGCAGAAGAGCUGACGGAAGAGAGAGGCCGUUCAUUUCCUGGACGAGAUAAAUCUGAUGGAUAUAGCAGUCUUAAGCGUGCGUUUCGAGUAAGACAGCAUAAGAGGGCGAAUCCAGAAUAUUGGAAAAACUUGGUUCCAGCAGCUGGUCGCGAAAAGGUCCGAAAACUGGCGGAAAUUGUCGAUUAGCAAGAAAGGAAUGUUUCAUUUCAGAAGAAAAUUUCUUUCCAAAUUGAAAUUACUCUCAGGAAGCCUGAUUCAAGAUACUUUACCAGUGGGCACUUAUUCAAUAAAGAUGCUGGGUUUUUUUUUUCUCUUGCCUAAAAGGGCAUCUUAUUUUGGGUAACGGGGAUGAUAUAAUAGCCCUCUACCCAAUACCCGGUUAUCCAACAGAUUAACGAUAAGCAAUAUUACUAACCGAUAGCUAUCUUCGUCUCAACAUUUGGUAC